GGAGCAGUCUCAUCGCGCCCCCGCCGCGGAGCUGGUAUGCGGUAGGGUAGUGCCAUGUAUUGGAAGAGCGACCCGAUGUUCGUGUGCAGGCUGGAUGACAAGGAUCUUCCUGCGCUCGGCGGCCCCUCGGAGAAGGCGAGCCCCGCGGCGGCCGACGAGGACUCCUGCUCUUCCUCCGCCGCGCUGUCGCCUUCCUCCUCACCGCGGUCCAUGGCCUCGGGCUCCGGCUGCGCCCCCAGCAAGUGCGUGUGCAGCAGCUGCGGCCUGGAGAUCGUGGACAAGUAUCUGUUGAAGGUAAACGACCUCUGCUGGCAUGUGCGCUGUCUCUCAUGCAGUGUUUGCAGAACGUCUCUAGGAAGGCAUACCAGCUGUUACAUCAAAGAUAAAGAUAUCUUCUGCAAACUUGAUUAUUUCAGGCGGUAUGGCACCCGCUGUUCCCGCUGUGGGAGGCACAUUCAUUCUACUGACUGGGUCCGGAGGGCUAAAGGAAAUGUAUAUCACUUGGCGUGUUUUGCCUGCUUCUCCUGCAAAAGACAACUUUCUACUGGAGAGGAAUUUGCUUUGGUCGAAGAGAAAGUCCUAUGUAGAGUACAUUAUGACUGCAUGUUGGACAAUCUGAAAAGAGAAGUUGAAAAUGGUAAUGGGAUUAAUGUGGAAGGAGCAUUGCUAACAGAACAAGAUGUUAAUCAUCCAAAGCCAGCAAAAAGAGCUCGGACCAGCUUCACAGCAGAUCAACUCCAGGUUAUGCAAGCACAGUUUGCUCAGGACAACAAUCCAGAUGCACAAACACUUCAGAAACUGGCAGAAAGAACAGGCCUGAGCAGGCGUGUUAUACAGGUGUGGUUUCAAAAUUGUAGAGCACGCCAUAAGAAACAUGUUAGUCCUAAUCAUUCAUCUACUGCUCCUGUCACAGCAGUUCAGCCCUCCAGGCUGUCUCCACCCAUGUUAGAAGAAAUGGCAUACUCAGCAUAUGUACCCCAAGAUGGGACUAUGUUAACUGCUCUACAUAGUUAUAUGGAUGCUCAUUCACCUACAGCUCUUGGACUCCAGCCUUUGCUACCCCAUUCAAUGACACAACUGCCAAUAAGUCAUACCUAA
Molecule: messenger RNA, 1098 nt
Organism: Cygnus atratus (black swan)
Lineage: Eukaryota; Metazoa; Chordata; Aves; Anseriformes; Anatidae
Gene: LHX8
Product: LIM homeobox 8
Exons: 8
Coding region: 55-1098 (347 amino acids)
Biological process (GO): neuron differentiation; regulation of transcription by RNA polymerase II; forebrain neuron development
Cellular component (GO): nucleus
Molecular function (GO): RNA polymerase II transcription regulatory region sequence-specific DNA binding; DNA-binding transcription factor activity, RNA polymerase II-specific
Source: RefSeq, a predicted model, not a curated record